CUACUUUCCUCUCUCUUGCAGGUGAUCAAGUAGCCGUGUACUCUGACCUUUCUUUCACAACUCCUCUUCGUGAUGUUGCCUUUCAUCCACAUGAACAUAUGGUGUCAUUCUGUGCCUAUGGUCAAAACCAACCAAUACUCGUGUACAUUUAUGAUUAUAGAGUUGCCCAGCAGGACGUUGAACUGGUAAAAGAUUUUAGUGGACUACAUUUAUCCACAUCAUCCAGAGGCCCACAAAUUCUUACUGGUAUUUCUGCACAGAAGGAUACAAUAAAUCAUCCAGCGGAUCAAUUUGCAAGCGUUGCAGGAGUAUCAAUGAGGAUGCAGAAAGUCAAACAAAAACUAGAUUCUGUUACGGCCAGCUUCAGUCCUUUGACUCCUAGUCCAUCUCUGCUUUCACCACACUCCAAAUUAAGACUGGCAAGUACACUGGGUGAACCACCACAGAUUCCUCUGUAUCCUCUUCCAACUCAAAGUGGGAGCUUCAUCCCAGUAGGAAAUCCUUUUAGCCGAACUUCAUCAGCUGGACUAUGCAUGAACAAGAGUGGACAUCUCAGGCUGCAUCUACUCUGCUCGGCCUCAGUCGAGGGAUCGACGGAUUUUGAUGUCGAUGCCUCCUUCGACGUCGAUGUAGAAGUUGAUGGCCUGGAUACCACGGCUGACGUCGACGCCGAUUGUCACACUAUUACCACCCCCUAUGCCUGCACACCCAUAUCUGGACAAGACAUAGUUGGAGUAUUAGAUUGCAUCAACUAUCACUAG
This is a messenger RNA of Anolis sagrei ordinatus, 761 nucleotides long. The record is from RefSeq and is a predicted model, not a curated record. Lineage: Eukaryota; Metazoa; Chordata; Lepidosauria; Squamata; Anolidae.